Molecule: messenger RNA, 5083 nt
Organism: Bufo gargarizans (Asiatic toad)
Lineage: Eukaryota; Metazoa; Chordata; Amphibia; Anura; Bufonidae
Gene: PDIA5
Product: protein disulfide isomerase family A member 5
Exons: 16
Coding region: 44-1618 (524 amino acids)
Biological process (GO): protein folding
Cellular component (GO): endoplasmic reticulum
Molecular function (GO): protein disulfide isomerase activity
Source: RefSeq, a predicted model, not a curated record
UCCUGCCGUGUGCGCCUGCGCGGCCAGACGUGGCAGCCGUGUGAUGGCUCCUGCCGGGCUCUGCUGGGAAAAGAAAAGAAUGCUGCUGCUCCACGUCCUGAUCGUCUUCCCAUCCAUCCUCCUGGCGCUAAAAAUCUCUCCGCUCAUCGAAAAAGUCAGCGACCACAAGGACUUUAAGAAGCUGCUGCGCACUCGCAAUAACGUGCUGGUUCUGUACUCCAAAACAGCCAAGGCUGCUGAGCGUCAGCUGAAGCUGCUGUCGGAUGCGGCGCAGGAUGUGCGGGGCAGAGCUACCAUAUCAUGGAUUGACUGCGGUGACUCCGAGAGCAGGAAACUGUGUAAGAAGAUGAAAGUGGACCCCGGCGCGAAGACUGGAGGCGCCGAGCUGCUGCACUACAAGGAUGGGACGUUCCACACAGAGUACAACAGACCGCUCACACACAAGUCCAUGGUGGCUUUUCUGAAAGAUCCAGAGGGGGCGCCGCUGUGGGAGGAGAACCCUGACGCCAAAGACGUUGUCCAUAUUGACAGUGAGAAGGAUUUCCGGAAGCUUCUGAAGAAGGAAGAUCGCCCCCUGCUGGUGAUGUUUUACGCCCCAUGGUGUGGUGUGUGUAAGAGGUUGAUGCCAGCGUACCAACAGGCGGCCACCGAGCUAAAGGGCACCUAUGUUUUAGCGGGAAUGAACGUCUUCCCUCCCGAGUUUGAAAGACUGAAGGAAGAGUACAGCGUAAAGGGCUACCCCACCGUUCCGUAUUUUGAGAAAGGAAAGUACAAGUUCAACUUUGAGAAGUACGGAGCAACUGCCAAAGACAUUGCAGACUGGCUUAAAAACCCUCAGGCUCCGGCGCCUGAACAGCCCGAAGUGCCUUGGUCGGAGCAGGAAGGCGCCGUCCAUCACCUGACUGACGCCGGCUUUGAUGAGUUUAUCCAGGAUCACCCGUCGGCGCUCGUCAUGUUCUACGCUCCAUGGUGCGGACAUUGCAAGAAGAUGAAACCGGAUUAUGAAAAGGCGGCCGAAGUUCUGCAAAAAGAAAGUGGCCCCGGUGUCUUGGCGGCCGUGGACGCCACCAUCCACAGAUCUCUGGCAGAGAGGUUCCACGUCUCUGGCUUCCCGACCUUGAAGUAUUUUGAGGACGGUGAGGAGAAGUACACGGUGCCACACCUGCGCACCGACCAGAAGAUCCUGGAGUUCAUGCGCAGCCCCGAAGCCCCGCCUCCUCCAGAACCGGCAUGGGAGGACAAGCCAUCGAGCGUGCUCCACCUCCUGGGAGACGACUUCAGAGAGACCCUGAAGAAGAAGAAGCACGCGCUCGUCAUGUUCUACGCACCUUGGUGUCCUCACUGCAAAAACUCAAUUCCUGAUUUUAUGAACGCAGCGGAGGAAUUCAAAGAAGACCGGAAGAUCGCAUACGCUGCUGUUGACUGCACCAAAGAGAAGAACCAGGCUCUGUGUAAGCAGGAGGGAGUGGAGGGCUUCCCCACCUACGUCUACUACAACUACGGCAAAUUCACGGAGAAGUACAACGGGGAGCGCUCGGAGUCUGGGUUUGUUUCCUUCAUGCGGUCGCUCAGAGAGAAGGACCACGGCAAACUCGGGAAGAAGAAGGAAGAACUGUAAAGCUAAUCCCUCCAGUGCACUGCAGCUCCCAACCUCCAGGGCCCAGGAGAACCCGUCCUAGUGCACUGUAUGAAGAUCCUGAUGUCCAGUGCACUGUAUGAAGACCCUGUACCCCUGAUGUUCAGUGCACUGUAUGAAGAUCCUGAUGUCCAGUGCACCCCUGAUGUCCAGUGCACUGUAUGAAGACCAUGCACCCCUGAUGUCCAGUGCACUGUAUGAAGACCCUGCACCCCUGAUGUUCAGUGCACUGUAUGAAGACCAUGCACCCCUGAUGUCCAGUGCACUGUAUGAAGACCCUGCACCCCUGAUGUUCAGUGCACUGUAUGAAGACCCUGCACCCCUGAUGUUCAGUGCACUGUACGAAAAUCCUGUACCCCUAAUGUCCUGUGCACUGUAGGAAGAUACAGCACCCCUGAUGUCCAGUGCACUGUAUGAAGACCCUGUACCCCUGAUGUCCAGUGCACUGUAGGAAGACCCUGUACCCCUGAUGUCCAGUGCACUGUAGGAAGACCCUGUACCCCUGAUGUCCAGUGCACUGUAGGAAGACCCUGUACCCCUGAUGUCCAGUGCACUGUAGGAAGACCCUGUACCCCUGAUGUUCAGUGCACUGUAUGAAGACCCUGUACCCCUGAUGUUCAGUGCACUGUGUGAAGACCCUGCACCCUUGAUGUUCAGUGCACUGUAUGAAGACCCUGCACCCUUAAUAUCCAGUGCAGUAACAUGUGCAAUGUGUGAAGACCCUGCUGCACCCAUAAUAUCUAGUGUAUUAUAUGAAGGCAUUGCACCCUCAAUAGUCCAGUGCACUGUAGCAGGGCCCUGCACCUCCGCUGUAAAAAGGCCUUCCCACAUGGAUUCUCCAAGGCCCUGUAUAAUGACCCCCUGAUCUUCAGUGCAUCUUACACAUGCUGCAGUGCACUGUAAGAAGCCAUGUACAUCCAUUCUCCAGUGCACUGUAAUAAGACCUUGGCCUGCUCUCCAGAAGAUGAACCCUGUUCUCCUAACCUUGGACUGGUGCAGUGCUAUCUGUGAAGACCCCAUAUUCUUGUGCAGCAGGCCUUAGUGGGGGUCCAGCAGUGCAUUGGUAAUACUUGCAGCUUCCAGGGCCACCAUCAUUGUGCACCUGGACUAUUCUCCUGGUCUUAGAUACGGGUCUGAUCCAGUGGACUGAGGAAGAAUCCGCAAACCUCUGACCCGAGUGCAGUUAGGCUGCUGCAGAAAGGAGGAUCAACCACUGCUGAGGAGGUUAAAUCUGUACUGCCCAGACCUGGGGGAGAGGUGAAGCCUCCGCAUAGAAAGGAGACCUCUGGUUCCCAGGUGGAGAUGCCCUUUAAGUUGUGUGCACCAUGGUCUCUGUACUCUACCCCAUGACACCAGGUAUCCGAUCACUGAUUUCACCCAGAAUCCUCUGUCACUUUCUGUGCUUCCCCUCGCACAGCCCCUGACAUCGCAGCAAGGUGAAUGGGGCUAGAUGAGAAUGAUCGGGGUUGAUGCUUCUCAUCACCCCCUUUAUUUGAAUGCCGACAAUCUGACCGCAAGGAUUACUUCUUACCGCCAUGAAGGAGGAUCUGCCCUGUCUCCCCAGACCGCACUGUAUUAGGAAUACUUCAUUCUUUAUGUCCCCCUAGUUUAUUUAAAGGGAAAUAUUCUCCAGAUCUGGUUCCUUUUAUAACGUGACAUUUGGUAUCAAAGCCCAAGUAGUACAGUGACCCCCACUGAAUACCGGCACAAGAGCCAAUCAGGAGGCCGAAAAGUAAAUGUUGACUCUAGAGAGAGAUUGCGAAGGCUCCUAGGGGGAGGGGCUUUUGUAAUAAGACAUUUUGCAGCCCUCUGAUUGGUUCUUUGGGAGGAUUUUGUGGGUGCAGCUCCGCCCUCUACUAAAUAAAGCAUACAUGAGAUUUCAGGGGGUUGUCUGACAUAAUUAGAAAUUUUGUCCCUAAAUGUUGUCAAAAAUAGAUUACGUACUCGCCGCCGCCUCCUCCUUCAUCGCCGUUCUCUGCGCCGCCAGUUGUUUGGUUUACAGACUGCAGUAGUGAUGUGCCGGUAUAAUGGCGGUGCAGAGAACGGCCCUGGAGAAAGGGAUGACAGCAGGCGGGAUAUUGGAGAUAUAUCUCAUUAUCUCAGACAGCCCAUCUUGUGUAGGAUUAGGAAAUCAUGGCCACUUUCCUGAACACAGCGCUCCCCUCUUCCACAGGUUGUGUCUGGUAUUGCACCUCAACUCUAUUGAGAGUAGCCACCAUAUUUUCCUAAUUCUGAACAACCACUUUAGGAAACGUAAAGUAACCGUUCCAGGUUAGCGGUUCCCUGUAGGAAAAACUGGGAAAGGAGGACGGAAGAAGGAAAAGGGUUAUGGCACCCCAAAAUAAGAUUAACCGGUCAGUGUGCUGCUGGUCUGGAGGACCCCCCACCUUGUUUGCUGCGGCAGCCUAUGCCCCUCCAUCAGUCCGCUAGUUGCGUGAGAUUUUAGGGUUGUGCUCCGACCUUCCCUCCAUACUGUGAUUAUGCCAAAAAUGGAGAUUAUUUUAUGUUCUGUACUUGCCCCCCCUUCCUUACGCGCCACGUUGUGGGCAGAACUGACUUUCGUUCUGCUGUAGCCCAGCUGUUCGUAGGGAACCUUGCGGAGGCACAAGGUGCACGUCUGUACGGCUCAGACCUCAUGUUGGCAUUGUGCAGCGUGCGCUCCCAUCACAGUGCCACUGCGCCAAUUCCCACUCACUUUACGGAAGUGACAGCUGCAGCUUCCCGGCCACUCCCAUAGGUCGGCUCAGCGCUGCGUUACGGCUCAUACGCAAGGAGAUCAAUGGCUCCUCUUCCAUGGGUGGGUCGCCUUUGUGCCUUAUUUCUAUGAGUGGCUCCUGAUGCAUUGAUGCCGCGUUUCACGAAUAUCAGUUUCACCCACAGACGCGUUUCACGUCACCAGUGAACAUUCCAGAUGCUGUAACCCAAACCAUGGGGUGAGCGUGCAGCCGGUGGACGCCCCAAGACUUUUUUUCUUUUUCUUAGAUUUUUGCUGGACCUCGGUGUUUCCUGCGGCUUCCUCUUGUUCUAUACAUUAAGCUGAGAGGAGGCCGUCAUUGCGUCACUCAGGGACAUGAUAUCAAACGGCGGCGAUUGUGCGACCGUAACCAGAGCGUUUACAUGACUUCCAGAGAAUGUUUUGACUUAGUUAAGCAGGUGGGAAAAAAAGCCAAAAAGAAGCUAUUUUUGUUCUCUUUAUUUUAUGUACACCAAGAUGGUGGUGGGGGAGGGUAACGUGUUCACGGCGGCAGUUUCAUACUGUAUAACGGAAUAAAUGCACCAUAUUUUUUAUAUAAGCGCAGAACUUGUUUACAUUCCUCCUCGGAAAACGUUGCCGCGUCUUCAUGUGUCUUGUAAAGCGCCAGGUUCUGAACGCGUCUCGUUGAUUAUUAUCAUUCUGUGUAUCCGUGAUUUGUUUCAUCUCAGAAAUAAAAACUAUUUUACAGAUAA